AUGUCUGAAAAUAAGAACUCUGAGGCUGAAGACGUAUUUGAAUUUUUAGAUUCUUUGCCAGAAGCAAAGAAUGGCGGGAAAAUGGUUAAUACUGACGUAAAGGGUAGCCAAGAAGGCGUUAAGGGAGGUUCUAAUUCUGUGGCGGGCAAGACCGGGAAUGAUGGAAAGAAAGGUGACGAUGAUAUCUUUGAAUUCUUAGAAGAGUUGGAGAAGAGUAACUUAAGCUUAACUGACAAGAAAGGGGUUGAAAAGAAGGCUCCCAGUGAAUCAGUUAAUAAUAAAGCACAAGACGAAAAAGUAGAAGAAUCAAAAGAAAACAAAAAUUCCGAGCAGGACGCUCACGGAAAGGAAAAGGAACCACAGCAGCAGGAGAAAGAAGAAGAAGAGGAGGAAGAAGAAGAAGAAGAAGAGGAGGAGGAGGAGACCCCAUUGCAUGACCCAAUUGCUUCUAUUUCAAACUGGUGGUCCUCCUCUGGAUCCGCAAAGGUAUCGAGUAUUUGGAAUAAAACUGCAGAACAAGCAUCCCAGAUCAAAAACCGACUUGCCCAAGAACAGCUUGAUUUGACUUCAAAGAUAAACACGAGCACGAUUACUGAAAUAGCCAGAAACUUACAGAAAAUCGUUGUUGGUGAGACUGAAGAGGUGCUGCGAAUUCAUCUAGUCCAUGAUUUGGUUAACUAUCCCUCAUUACAAUACAAUAUUGAAAGCAAGUUUGAUCAAGUUCUAAGCUCACAAGUUGAGGGAGGAAUCAGAAUAUUUGUAGAUGAAUGGGGCCAUCCUAACAAUAAUGGAAUUACACCUGUGGAAAAAAAGCCUUCAGUUGCAGACGGUGAGUUAGGCAACUCUAAAAAAAAAUUACAGUUUAAUCUAUUCGACGGCAAGGUAACAGACGGUGAGAAACUGGCAUUUGCAAACCUGGAAAAUGCAGUCAAACUCUUCAAUACUGCACAUGAGGAAUACCAGAAACAACAGAAAGAGGCUGAUGCCACUCCAGAUGACGAUAGGAGUUCUAUUAGCAGUAACAGCAAUAAAAUCAGUGAUUUAUUCAUAUCCAUCUUACCAAUUGCCAUUCCGCAAAAACAAAAAGAUGCCGACGGUGACUUUCAAGUGACCGACUCCAAUACGCCAGGCAAUUUCAAUUUCACCCUUGUAUUGAAAGACAUAACUAACGAUAUUACCACCAUAACAAGAUCACAAGGAUUCCCUGUCAAAUGGGUCAAUUGGCUAGAAGGAUCCGUGGAGAAAACAGGAUCAACAGCAAGUGAGGAGAGGAAUAAGUCAUACGAUCAAAAGAAACAAAAAGAAAGUGAAGACGAAGACGAAGACGAUGAGAUCAUUGAUCCUAGUGAAUGGGUAAAGGAAUGGAUCGAAGAUGGAUUAAGCUUGUCAUUUGGGGUCAUGGCACAGAAUUAUGUCAUUGACCGUAUGGGUCUUUGA
Molecule: messenger RNA, 1437 nt
Organism: Saccharomyces cerevisiae S288C
Lineage: Eukaryota; Fungi; Ascomycota; Saccharomycetes; Saccharomycetales; Saccharomycetaceae
Gene: MTC1
Product: DUF5427 domain-containing protein MTC1
Exons: 1
Coding region: 1-1437 (478 amino acids)
Cellular component (GO): COPI-coated vesicle; cytoplasm
Source: RefSeq, marked reviewed